AUGGCGACCCAUCAGAAUCGCCAUUCUGCCCCCAUUGGCGUCCUUCCCGUGCCCCAUGGCCCUGAGACGGGCGACGAGCACGAUGACUUCCCCACAGAACAUACCACAGAGUAUGAACGCCAGAUUUUCGGCCAUGUCACGCGCCCCGACGACUCCUACACGCCCGACGGUACCUAUUGGGCUGAUUUGCCCUGGUGGAAGCGUGUCAACUUCGUGAGCAAGGUCGACCGCGAGGAGGCCCUCAAGGAGCUCAGGGCCACCGGUGACAUGAUGAAGAAGGACCCCCUUUCGCCCCUGGCUUGGUACUUUCGCAACGCCGUACUCCCUGGUGCCGGCCUCGGUCUCGAGGGCUACGUCUUGUUCUCCAUUGGUAAUCUGGAGCCCUUGUUUGCUGCUGUCUGGCCCGAAUGCUGGGGAAAGGCGCACACCGUGUGUUCCCAGAAUUGGGUCGCCUCCGUCACUUAUCUCGAGAUUGUCGGUAUUAUGAUUGGUCAAGCCGCCAUCGGUGUCAUCGGUGACUGGAUCGGCCGUCGCUUCGGUCUCAUUCAGGACGCCGCCAUCAUGUUUGUCGGUCUGCUGCUCCUGACGGGCAGCUGGGCCGCCUCCAUGCAGGGCUGGGUCAUCUUCUACGCCUGGUCCCUCUUCUUCUACGGCUUCGGUGUCGGAGGCGAAUACCCCAUUACCGCUACGUCCUCCAUGGAGAACUCGGUCGGCGCUGGGCGCAUGUCCACGCGCGACGACCGUCUGCACCGUGGCCGCAAGGUCACCAUGGCUUUUCUGAUGCAAGGCUGGGGUCAGCUCGUAAACCAAGUCGUCCUUAUCGUCCUGCUCGUCAUAUUCAACCGCGGCUACGGCAACGGCCCGUACUCCGUCUCCGCCGCCCAGUACACUUUCCGCCUCUCCUUCGCCCUUCCCGCCAUCGGCACCCUGUGGCUUGUCUACUACCGUAUCUGGAAGAUGCCGCGCGCGAACCAGCAGCUCGCCCUCGCCAAGAAGAAGCAAGGCGUCACCGGCUACGACGUCAACGCUCUCAAGUACUGUUGCCAGCACUUUGGUGGCCGCCUCUUGGCCACCGCUGGCACUUGGUUUUGCAACGACGUCUUUUUCUACGGCAACAAGCUCUUUCAGGGCCAGUUCAUCUCCAUCAUUUCCAGCAACCCGGACUCCCUCCUGACCAAGUGGACCUGGGGCUUGAUCAACGUCGUCGUUUCCCUCUGCGGCUACUACCUCGCCUCCCUCUUUAUUGACAACAAGCUUUAUGGCCGCAAGAUGAUGCAGCAGGUCGGAUUUCUCAUGUGCUUCGUCAUGUUCGUCAUCCCCGCCUUCAACUACGACUACUACGUCAGCCCGGCCGGCGUCCACGCUUUCCAGGCCAUGUACUUCCUCAGCUCCUUCUUCAAUCAGUUCGGCCCCAACUCGGUCACCUUCCUUGUCGCUGGCGAGGUGUUCCCCACACCCAUCCGCGCCACGGCUCACGGGUUCUCCGCCUGCAUCGGAAAGGCCGGAGCCCUCCUCGCCUCCGUCCUGUACAACUACAUCGACACCCGAACCAAGUUCUUAGUCGUCCCGUGGUUCGGUCUUGCCGGCAUGCUCCUCACCUGGCUCUUCCUGCCCGACACCACGGGCCUGGACCUCAAGGAGCAGGAGCGUCGCUGGACCUACAUCCGCAACGGCAAGGAGUCGGAAUAUCAUGGCGUCGCCGUACACCCCACCCAUCUCAGUGUCUGGGAGCGUCUCCGUGGCGUCGGCAAGCAUUACGAUGCCGAGAAGGACCACAAGGCGCAGAUCGAGGACAUGCGUAAGGAGUGGGAAGAGAGGCAGGCGGCGCAGGGCGAGAAAGAGCCCGAGGUCUGGGAGGACCCGGACAUGUUCUCCGAGGCCAUGCACGGAUACUUCAAGGAGCAACACAAGAACAAGAGCUCGGGGGGCGUCAUGGCGGCCGAGGCCUCAUCGUCGUCGUCGGCGAGGGAGAAGGAGGCUGGCGACGAGAUCCAGCCCAGCCCUCUCGUCGGGGAAACGAGGGAUCUGGAUGAGAAGCGGGGUUAA
Molecule: messenger RNA, 2046 nt
Organism: Colletotrichum higginsianum IMI 349063
Lineage: Eukaryota; Fungi; Ascomycota; Sordariomycetes; Glomerellales; Glomerellaceae
Product: MFS transporter
Exons: 2
Coding region: 1-2046 (681 amino acids)
Biological process (GO): transmembrane transport
Cellular component (GO): membrane
Molecular function (GO): transmembrane transporter activity
Source: RefSeq, a predicted model, not a curated record